AUGGCUGCCAUGGCUGCGGUGUCGUCAAGCGUGUCUCCGUCAAAGGCGCCGGUCUUAGAGGUUGCUCGGGACAAUGACAAGUUCCCCAAGAUCAGCCGCACAACGCUGUGGAGAGCUCUGGUGGAUCUGGGAUUCACUUUCGUCAAGCGCAACAGGGACUCGUUGUUGACGGAGCGCACAGACCUGGUGCUCUGGUGUGCCACCUACCUCCGGGCAAUCAGGAAGCAUCGCCUGCAUGACAAGACCAUCUACUACCUAGAUGAGACCUGGGUCAACGCUGGCCACACAAGGUCUAAGGUGUGGAAGGACACUACCGAAGCAGUAAAGGCUUUGUUGACGGUGCUGCAGAAGUUUUGGGCAAAAAAGGGCAGCGGCGACUACCAUGAGGAGAUAGACGGCGCACGUUUCGAGGAGUGGUUUACCGAGAAAUUGUUGCCAAACUUGAGACCGAAUAGUGUAAUUGACAUGGAGAAUGCGCCUUACCAUGCGGUCAGGCUGCACACUCUUCCAAGCUCUCGCACAAGAAAACAAGCAAUCCAGAAAUGGCUCACCUACAAUGACGUCGUCUGGGAUCCAACAUUUCUGAAGGCAGAACUUCUGGACCUUGUGGAGAGGGCUAGGUUGACAAUGCCAGGUGCAAACAAGACGUUCAAGCUGGCAGAAGUUGAGCUACUGACUCCAGGUGCUCUACAACAGGUGACGCCUGACGACUGGAAGGCAUAUCCGAGACACGUCAUUGAUGUGGAAAACAAGAUGUGGGAAGCCGACUGCUUUUCAGAUACGGUUAUCGACAGUGUCGUCAUUCACCUAGGCAGCGAUGACAACAAAUCAAGCGAUGAGGAUAUGGCCGACUCAAGCGAUGAGGACAUGGGCUGCGAAUAUCUUUCGUGGUAA
Molecule: messenger RNA, 894 nt
Organism: Ixodes scapularis (black-legged tick)
Lineage: Eukaryota; Metazoa; Arthropoda; Arachnida; Ixodida; Ixodidae
Exons: 4
Coding region: 1-894 (297 amino acids)
Molecular function (GO): nucleic acid binding
Source: RefSeq, a predicted model, not a curated record